AAAAUCAAUCCAUCUUUUAGUCACAUGACCAGCAAAAUGGCAGCUUCCACGAAAAUAAGCAGUGUAUUUCGUCCCAGUCUCUUCAAAGACAAAGUUGCAAUUGUGACAGGUGGCGGAACCGGAAUAGGAAAAGCAAUAACACAAGAACUGCUAUUUUUGGGUUGCAAUGUAAUGAUAGCAUCCAGAAAUAUAGAGAGAUUGGCACAUUCUGCAGAUCAAAUAAGAAAUGACAUUAAACCCUACAACAGUCGUGUACGCCUGGAACACAUGCAGUGUAACAUCAGAAAUGAGGAGCAGGUUCAGAAUCUUAUCUCUACAACCCUGACAAAAUUUGGCAAGCUGGACUUCCUCGUCAACAAUGGCGGUGGACAGUUUCCCAGCCCUGCAGCCGACAUACGUCUGAAAGGCUGGAAUGCUGUUAUAGAGACCAACCUCACUGGAACCUUCCUCUGUUGCCGGGAGGCCUAUAAACAGUGGUUUGAGGAACAUGGAGGAGUCAUUGUGAACAUCAUAGCUGACAUGUGGAAAGGCUUCCCCAUGAUGAGCCACACAGGAGCUGCAAGGGCUGCAGUGGACAAUCUCACCAAGUCUCUGGCAAUUGAGUGGGCUGACAAGGGAGUCAGGGUGAACUCAGUAGCACCGGGCAGCUCCAUUUACUCCGAAACUGCUGCGGCCAACUACGGCUCUGCAGAUAUCUUCAACAGUUACAUCCCCAAGGUUCCUGCCCAGCGCCUGGGGCGGGUAGAGGAGGUAUCGUCCUGUGUAUGUUACCUGCUGUCUCCAGCAGCCAGUUUCAUCUCUGGAGAGACAGUGAAAGUAGAUGCUGGGGCCAGUCUAUACAGUACCAUGUGGACAAUACCAGAUCACAACAAGUUGCCUGCCUACUCAUGGGACAAUGACAGUUCUGUUGCUGCUGCUGAUGAUGAUAAUGAUGACAGUGGUGGUAGUGGUACAAAGUCUAAGCUGUGAUAACAAGUGCGAUAUGAGACUGUUGUAUGGGGCUGUGAUAACCAGUGUGAUUGAACCUAGAGCAUGUCCGUUCAGUGACAGGCUGAUCGCAGGCUGAUCAAAGACGGCACUUUCGGCAUAAAAUGGAUUUUUGCUCAGUAGAUACUUCUUAAAAUUAAAAUAAAAUAAAAGCUUAAUCUGGAAAGAUAAUUAAUGUCCAUGCAUUAAGCCCUGUUUUCCAACAGUGAGGCUCAUUUAUUACACUAUAUUUAUAGUGCAGAGGUUUCAUGUAACCAAGUUUAUAGUGGUAUUUACAUCUGUGUGUUCCUUUCUGUAUGACAGGUUACCUUUUAGUUUCAUAUUAAAUAACAAAUUAACCCGACAUGUAAGAGGUACACAUUCCUCUUGAUUGUUGUAAUUUGUUUAAUCCAUUUGAAUAAUUGUUGAUGGAAAAGUUAUUCCUUCAACAAAUAAGAACAGAUUCCCAAAAUGUGUUUAUUGUUUGAGUGUAUUAUUUUUAGUGUAUGCAUUACAAUGAUCUUAAGAAGACACUACCGUCAGCUGUUUAAAUUACAGUCAACAUUCCAGAAUUAAAAAAGAAUUACAUGUGUAUGGUAUACUUGUACAUCGAUUCUGUGAUUUAAAUAUGUUGAUAAAUGACAUAAAUGAUAUAAUAUUGUUUAAGUGAUAUUGUUUCGUCAAGUCCAGCACAGACGUUUCACAUAACAGUUUUCAAAGUGAUCUAUCUAUCUAUCUAGACGUUUCACAUAACAGUUUUCAUAGUGAAUUUUAUGCAAUAAAUAGGAGCGCAUUACGGUAAUGUUAUGCUCUUACACCUAUACAAUGCGAGAUCUUGUUGAUUGAUACUAAUUCUUAAAACAACUGUCAGUAUCUCUGAUACUAUUUUCUUCAAACAACUGUUAUUAUUUUAUUCACGUGAUCCUUAACGAUCAUACCAUGUGCAUUGAAUGUUAGAAUUUCAUGAAACUGUAUCCUACGUGUCUAUAUCAAGAGGAUUUAGUAUUUCACUAAAAGGUUUACUUAAAGUGUAUGAAAUGGUACACCACAAGUACAUACGAUGUAGAUUGACUUUUAGUAUUUCAUUAAACGGUUUACUUUUGAGUUCAUACGAUGUAGAUUUCUAUGUUCUCGGUGAAGCUUAAAUAAACAUAAAACUGUUUUUGGGGCGUUAGUCUGUCAUAUUCAUUCUUUUGUUAUUUGAUUUGGCCAAGGUUAAAGUUCUGCUUGCUUGAAAAACUUCUUACAAGUCUUAACCAUGAAAUGCAACUCCGUUGACUAUGUACUUCACAGAUUCAUGCCACUUUUAAUCUGAUCAAUUGUAUUGCAAACUGAGCUGUGCUCUGGGAAAAGCGUGCUAAAACAUGUGCGUAAAGUAUCUCACAGAUUAGCCUCUGAUGUUUGCACAGGCUUAAAAGGGAUGUCACUUUGUGUUUUAAUUGCAUUUAUCGUUUAAAGGAAGUCUCUUGUAACGAAAAUCCAGUAUAGGCAGUGUGUCGUUCAUGAUUAGCGUGUUGACACCCUAUAGAAUAAUCUGGGACGAUACUUUACGGACAUGCAUUAAGCCCGGUUUUCCAGAGCGAGGCUCACAUAUUCUGUUUGAUGUUAAAACGACAUUUACUGAGGGCGUCAUAGGGUUAUAUGUUACCCGAUUGUUGACAGCCAAUUGUUUGGCCUUGUAUUAAUGUUAAAUAUAAAUUUUAAAAAAUG
Messenger RNA from Dreissena polymorpha, 2676 nucleotides. Its product is annotated as peroxisomal trans-2-enoyl-CoA reductase-like. Gene Ontology annotation, molecular function: trans-2-enoyl-CoA reductase (NADPH) activity. Gene Ontology annotation, cellular component: peroxisome. Gene Ontology annotation, biological process: phytol metabolic process. The coding region runs from base 25 to 969 and encodes 314 amino acids. The transcript has 9 exons. Lineage: Eukaryota; Metazoa; Mollusca; Bivalvia; Myida; Dreissenidae. The record is from RefSeq and is a predicted model, not a curated record.